Molecule: messenger RNA, 591 nt
Organism: Fomitiporia mediterranea MF3/22
Lineage: Eukaryota; Fungi; Basidiomycota; Agaricomycetes; Hymenochaetales; Hymenochaetaceae
Exons: 5
Coding region: 1-591 (196 amino acids)
Source: RefSeq, a predicted model, not a curated record
AUGGCAAGUAUGAUAUGGGCUAUGUGGCUAAAGGUAUUGCACUAUUUGAAUGAAUCGAUUAGAACACUACUGAAUCUACUGAUGGAUGAAUUGACAGCCGAAUACUCAAAUUCUGAUGGUGGUACUGGUGCAGUCCAAGGCAAAGUAAAUCCGCGUCGCGCUGAACGUGAAAAAGCACUCUAUGACCUGGCAGAUGCGCUUGACGCUACAAGAAAUUUGAGGACAAAGCUGGAGGAAAUACUGGCGAGUGAUGCUACAUGCCAACAUUUGAAUUGGCUGUGGCUGCAACCGUUCCCGUGGCGCCAAUCGAUACGAAUGUCUUCAGAGUGGAAAGAGAGGAAAGUAUAUGAGAACAAGGGUGGUAUCCGUACCGACGCUGAUGGAAUACCUCCCGAGAUUGAUAUACUGCUUGACCACACUGGUGAGAAUGUGGCAAGAGUGAAAAAGGUAAUUUUUUUUUGGUUCGAAUACGCAGUGGCGAACAAAGAACUAAGAAGUCGACAGCGGAAACAAGAGGCGGUACUUUUGCAAGUGAAGAACCAAAAGAAAAGACUAGCUUCGGGAAAGCCCUUUACAACUUGGCAGACAUAA